Messenger RNA from Linum trigynum, 5011 nucleotides. The record is from the annotation of a GenBank genome assembly. NCBI's taxonomy places the organism in Eukaryota, Viridiplantae, Streptophyta, Magnoliopsida, Malpighiales, Linaceae.
CAUAUAUAGCCAGAAGUAGUGGCAUGGGUUGGGAGUGGGACUCGAUCCAUCUUUGUUUGUUUGCGAUGAAGAAAGGAGAUGAAGGCCAAGGGAAAUAAAAGGGCGAAAGGGAAAUCCAUUCCAUCGCAUGCCCUUUUUACUUCUCCCAAAUGUCCUACUUUACUUUCGAUGUCAACAAAACCAAACGCAAAUUGACAAAACAACGAAAGGUCCAGCAAAAACCCCAGAAAAAGAAAAGAAAGAAAAACAUAUAUAAAGAAUAUAAUUAUUAUGCAUAUAGAUCGAUCAAAUUAUAUACGUUACUGGUCCCCUUGGGGCUGUUUUUGGUUUCAUCUACUGUCUAUAUAUCGAUCGGAUAUGAUAUGAUGAUCAUCGCCAUCAUAUUCUCUCCUCUGUGCUCUUCUCUUUCUCCAGGAGAAGUCAUCAUCAUCAAAAGGAUCCCAUGCAUGAUUAUUACGUAUACACCAAUACAUGCUUUCACUUCAUCAUUAAUCGCCUUCUUUUUUCAACCGCUUUUCUAAAUUUUUAGCGGCCACCUCCUGUCUUUCAUUACAACCUCCUAACUAACCUGCCUUCCGACCGCAAGCAAAUAGGAGGGGGUAUAUGGUAACCGUCGUCCAUAUACAAAAAUAGAUUGAGGGAAAUGACAACCUGAAUAUCACACUAAAAUCCCACUUAAGUCCCAUGUAUAAAUCUUAAAUGAGUGUAAUAUAGGCCAAAUAUGUUUAAAUAUCAAUUCGGGCUGGUCCAUGUACCACUACUUCAAUUGUUUGAAACAUUAUUUUGCGGAAUGUUGUCUGUGAGAAUCUCUACAAUCUACUAUAGAAAAGCAAGACUUGAAAAGUAAAAGUUUUGAAACUCUUGGUCAGAAGCUUCACUCGGGAGUUGCUUCCUCCUAACUAACUACCAUGAACUGUGGGAUCGAAUGAAUCGGUGUGCGACAAGGCAAUUGCUAACCGUAGGAGGUGCAACAAUAGUUGGAAAUCAUCCUCUCAAUUGCUAGGCCAAGGAAAGCAUUAUAGGCUACAAUUGUAGCCCUUCUGGUCCAAGAAAUUGAGAGUUGACUUACCUUCUCCCUCAAACCAAGGUUUGGACGGCAUAGUCACAAUUAACCUAUGUGUCUAAUUCGAGUUUAGAGGUUUGCCCUUCAUUAACCUAGUUAGGAGGCAUGGAAUGCCUAAGACAACCCAGCUCAAUUUGAGCCUCUUAAGAAAAUGAGGUCUCUCUCUGAGAUAUAUUAGAAUAGCACAAUAGAUUGCCAAGCACACACAAUGCACAAUCACCAUGAAAAAUACCUGAAGUGUUAAAUUAAACACCAGCCACACAUAAUCAUUCAAUCCACACAAUCAACUACAUGGUAGAAGUUAGGGUUCUACAACAUCCAAGUGAAAAGGGAGACUACUCCAUGAUAGACAAAGGAAAAACACAAAGGAAAAAGAAAGAAACCAUCAUUGUGAUGCCUCCAACUGUCCUUGUGCUUGUAGAGAUCCUCUCUUCAGAGAAACUUCCCAAAUCUUUACUUGGAGCAAACCCUAGCCUCUUCUCCCUCUUGGUUCGUGACUUUCUCUCUAGGGUUUCAAGAGGAAGAAGGUUUCUCUCACUUGGGGCUCUCCUGCUUUCUCCUUUCAGCUCUUCAUUUAUACACAGAUCGUGCCCAGUUCACGGUCGUGAACAUAAGGCCAGGACUAUGAACACAACCCAAAAAGCGCCCCUUCAUUUGAUCAGUUCACGGUCCAUGGCUUUAGUUCACAUUCUUACGACUGUGAACUGGCUCGGUGUCAGUAACCUCUGAAACCUCUCUGGACUCCCUUCGCUUUGCGGUUCAUGGUUCCAGUUCAUGGUCCUGGCGACUGUGAACUCGCAGCUCUGACCGUGAACUAUGACUGGAUCCUCCUCUUUGCCCGGUCUUUGUGCCUUUUCUCCCAACUUUCGACUCCGAGAUUGGUUUCACCUAUUAGACUCUGAAAAACAUUGAAGCACAACAAACCUAGCAUAAAACUACACUUUUUGGAGCUCAAAUGCUACAAACGCCAAAGAGAAACAGAGAUAAAAAGUGUAAAAUUAGACCCAAAUCAGGAAACCAGAUUAAUGUCGAUGUAUUACUAAACAAAAUUAUGGAUAUACACGGGUUCCAACUCCACACAAUGUCUUCCCAUAAAAAAAAACUUCACACAAUGUCGGGUGUUUAACUUGAUAGAGAGAGAAAGUACGCCAACAUGGUUGCUACUCUUUUCUCUUGCGAUGCUAAACUACUAGAGUUUAGGGAUCACAAAACUGGUCGUAGUUCACCGCAAAAUGGGGAUACUUUUCACCACUUGAAGUUCCAUAUGCCUUUUCAACUGAAUACAAACCCCCUAUUUAUAUUAACUCCCCAAAGUCAAAAGCCUAAUAAUUUUCUCCUUAUUAAAUGAACUAGAACUCCUUUUCCUUGACUUGCACGACAAUAACCCAUACAUCUUGAACUCGGAUUCGCCUAAAUAUAUGUGGAAAACUUAUAGAUGGAAAUCGUUUGCUUAUUAUGCCGAUAGGAUUUUCUGACUCUAGGUUGGGGUGGUAGAUCGGCCACUGAUUUUUUUUUUCUUUCUAUAAUGGUGAAAUUGAAUUAAGAGAAAGAGUACAAAAAAGCCAAAGACUGGCCAGCAGUCACAAGGGAUGACUGGAAGAGGCCAGGAAAUCCAAAAGAAAAAAAAAGCAGAAAAAACAGAGAAAAGCAAGCAGCUGGAGAAACCAGCGGACAACCACAAAUAAGAGAACAAAAACAACCAGCAACCAACCUAAGCAACAACCCAAAAAAUUUUACAUCGGACUCAAGAGAAAAAACCAGGAUUGAGCUUUGCUCUAUUAUGGUAUAUGCUCUUUCCAUGAUUCAUUUUAAUCUUGUUUGUACCUGAAAAUCACCAAAAGCUACCCAAUUGGCAACAUAUAGUACAAAAACACACCUAAAGUCUCUAAUGAUCUCAUGUUGGACAUCUUAUAUGAUUUCUAUAUAAAAUCAACCAUGAAUGUAUCACAUAGAAGUUAUUUUUAUCCUAAAUGUGAGUGGAAAAAUAUCAUUUUCAAGUGUCAUUGGAAUCAGAAGUCAUUUUUGAAUGCUAGGCCUAGCCCAAAGAGCUUUGACGAUUCAUCAACGAAUAGUUUUAUGCAAAACUUACUCUAUCCAAUAUCAAGUUUUGAGGUUAUAGGGGAUUGUGUUUUCACUUGAGCACCGCGUUUAUCGGAAAUUCCAUUUUUCCCCGCCCAUCAUUCUCCUUCCCUAUUCUACGGCGGUUGUUGGAGCUACUCUUCGGCGUCGUCUCUGCCCUCUUCUCCUCGUUGAUCAGAAGUGCUCUAUCCGACGAUGACUCUGGUGCGUCGAGGACUAGGAAUUUAUGUUGAUGGGAACUUCUUCGACAGCCAUGACAGGACAAUCUUGAGCCGACUUAUGUUUGGAGUUGCAGAGGAAAAUCAACUGGUGUAUGUUGAACCAAAGUUGGUAGACGUCGGGAUGAGGAUUUUGACUGAGCUUGAAGAUAAAGGCAUUGCGCGCUGGCGACAUUGCCUUGUUGCUUAGUUCCUGAACAAUCAUCUGCGUCAAAUCCAAGUUUGUGCCAAUAAGUUUUGAGGAAAGAAAGGUACAAUCAGGGUUUACGAAAUAGGGAAUAAGCUUGUUUCUCUUCUAAUUUCCUACUAACGAAGGUUGCCAACUAGGAAUUCAUGAGUGGUCCUCUGCACCUAGAUCACGAUAUACAUUAUUUGAGGAAAUGAUAACUAGGGAUCAGAGCUGAGAAAACUCAUCCUGAAGUGCCAAUUUAGGUUUAAUUCUUGGAUCUACUGCUUGAAUUUGUUAAUGGUAGAAUCUUGACACAGUUUGCAAGUAAGUUGGGGAGUCCCUUAUGCUUUGAUCAAUCGACUAGAGUUGGGACACCAGACACGACUAGGUUAUCCUAAAAUUUGUGUUGAGAUGGCUAUUGCUUCUACUUUCCCCAAAUCUAACAAGAUUGUUCUUGACAGAAGACCUAUAUUAUGUGUUCAAGUGGAGUACUUCAAUAAAAUAGUGGUUUGUACUAUGUGCUAUAGUAAUUUGGGGGCAUUUGUGGUUUGCAGUAAAUGUUGAAGGUGCCUGGUCUAGUGCUUAGGGGCUUUCCUCUGAGGGGGAAUUUCAGCAAGCAGUGUCUGGUCAAGCAUCAUUUGUGAGUGAAGAGCAAGGUAAUUAAUUUGCAUUUCUACAAAAAUUGGAUGGAUUUGCAGUAGGAUCAAUGGUAAUUUUCACUGUGAAGAGUUCAUGCCCUUAUCAAGUGCUAAAGAGUUGAAGCAGAAAAUAGUAAGAAAGGUCCAGAGAGGCCUCUAAGCCAAGAAACAAGCGCUAUUGUUAGUCCUAAUGUGGAACUUGCAAGGGUUUAAUAGCCUUGUAAAACAAGAUAUGAGAUUAGAGAUAGUAAAAAGGUACAAAGGGGAUAUAGUUGCUAUUUUAGAAACAAGAGUAGCCGGAUGAUGUGAGCAAGGUAGCCAUCAAGAAUGUCAAUUUUCAAGCAUUCCAAGUUGCGAGUCAAUCAUGGAAGAAUGACAUGCUGAAAAUGGCUAAGUGUGGAGACAAUGUCAAGGAACCUACUUUGGAAGCUUGUAUCUUCAUCCUGGAAAAUAAUCAAUGGGAGUUUGGAGUUGAAGAUGAAGUGCAAGUCUUGAUAAAGAUCGUGAAGGUGUCGGAUGAGAAGAUCGAAGCUUCCUAGGCACCAAACAAGCAGCCAGAAGGUCGUAUGGUGACCAGUCAAAAUCUGCGAAGCCAAUUCCACGACCGUGGAAUUCAAGCCUAGACAGCGGACUUUUAUCAAGACAAAAUCCACGACCAUGAAAUUCAAGGAGGAGACCGUGGAAUUUGACCUUAUGAGUUUUGUUACCAUUUUCGUUUAGGAUUCUUUUCCCUUUUUGGUGUUUUGAUUAGGUUUAUUUUUCCAGACCUAUUUAAAGGGAUUUGAACACGAAUUUAGAUAUGGAGAUUAUGUUGAAUAGAAGAAAAAAAAAGCCUUUUCGAUUC